Messenger RNA from Pseudozyma hubeiensis SY62, 339 nucleotides. RefSeq lists its product as hypothetical. The record is from RefSeq and is a predicted model, not a curated record. NCBI's taxonomy places the organism in Eukaryota, Fungi, Basidiomycota, Ustilaginomycetes, Ustilaginales, Ustilaginaceae. The transcript has 2 exons. Bases 1 to 339 code for a protein of 112 amino acids.
AUGUUCCUCCCAACCUCUCUGUUCCUUCUGGCGAGCGCCAUCGCCCUGCAAGCCGCAGCCUCAGCUCCACGAUGUUCCUUCCAGUACUCUGCAAAGAAAGGGCUUCAUCCAACCUCUGGCUGUCCUCACUAUCCCGUUGAGUCCACCUGGACACACUGCUGCAUCGUGCCCAUGAGCAAGUACGACAGAAACCAGCCAAAGGCUGGCAAAUACACGGGCGUCUGCGCAAGCGAUCCCAUGAUCGGACCUGACAGUCCCGACAUUUGCAUGCCGCUGGUAAAGAAACCGCCUUCUGCUGACACGAUGGAUCCUAUCGCUGAUGAUUGGACCCUCCACUGA